Messenger RNA from Alternaria atra, 933 nucleotides. RefSeq lists its product as uncharacterized. The transcript is spliced from 3 exons. Gene Ontology annotation, cellular component: cytoskeleton. NCBI's taxonomy places the organism in Eukaryota, Fungi, Ascomycota, Dothideomycetes, Pleosporales, Pleosporaceae. The record is from RefSeq and is a predicted model, not a curated record. The coding region runs from base 1 to 933 and encodes 310 amino acids. Gene Ontology annotation, molecular function: actin filament binding.
AUGGCACCCUCGGCUACCCAGGUCGAACCAACGCCCAUCGUGCAAUCUAAACUGGUUGUUCCGCGAUCCAAAGACGAUGCGAAGAAGGAAUUGACGCCAUUACAAGCCAUAUCGCAGGGCGUUUGCCUCCCCGGUAUCCCACUCUUCUCCUCGUAUGACAAGCAUCGCGCAUGGAUACUAUCACACAUGGCGGGCGCUUUCCGCGUCUUCGCAAGGAACAACCUGACCGAGGGCAUGUCGGGCCAUAUAAGUGUACGCGAUCCAGAGCAACCACAUACUUUCUGGACCAACCCGCUCGGAAAGCAUUUCGGUCUCCUCAAAGCAUCAGAUAUGGUCCUUGUUGACUAUGAUGGCAAAGUAGUAGGAGGAAAUCAGAGCAGGCCUGCAAACGCAGCAGGUUUCCUCAUACACUCGGCAAUACACAAGGCGAGGCCUGACGUCAACGCGGCGUGCCAUUGCCAUGGGAAGGCAGGCAAAGCGUGGAGUGCCUUUGCCAAGCCUUUGGAAAUGUUGAAUCAAGACGUAUGCUACUUCUACGGUGAUGCGCAAGCUGUCUACAAAGACUUUGGCGGUGUUGUCUUUAGUGAAGAAGAGGGCAAGAGACUGGCAGCCGCAUUGGGACCAAAGGGCAAAGGCAUGGUUCUAAGAAACCACGGCUUGCUGACUGUAGGAGGUACCGUCGACGAAGCCGCAUUCCUGUAUACCCUCAUGGAACGUUCUUGCGAUGUACAACUUAAGAUCGAGGCAGCAGCAGCCAAUGGCGUCCCGAAAGUAUACGUCGACGAUGACGCAGCUGCAUACACGUUCAAGAUGGCGAGCGACGCUGAGAGCCUGUACUGGGAGUUCCAGCCAGAUCUGGAAUACGAGUACGAAUUGAGCAAUGGCGCUUUCAAGCAUCCUGACUGCGACCAGGUAGUAUGGCCGGGUUACUGA